UCCAGUGUGUGGUGCGAGUGUGUUGCAUUCGUAGUUUUGGCCACUUCCUGACAAAUCUCCAGGGCAACGUGCUGCACUUCAACCCGGAGGCGGGCAUCUUCACCAGCAUCAGCCAGUCCGAGCAGGACAAUCUGGUGCAACAGGCCAAGGCCCAGUUCCGAAUGGCUGAGGAGGAGGCUCGUCGGAAUCGCUUAAUGAGGGACAUGGCUCAGCUUCGACUACAGUUGGAGGUGUCGCAGCUAGAGGGCAGCCUCCAGCAGCCCAAGGCCCAGUCGUCCAUGUCUCCGUAUCUGGUGCCAGACGCAGCUGCUCUCUGCCACCAUCUGAACCUCAUCCGACACCUGGCCGGCAGCGGCUGCUUCAUUAUCAUCAUCCCGCGGACAGUGAUCGACGGACUCGACAGACUGAAGAAGGAAAACCCUGGUGCGAGGGACGGGAUCCGCUUCCUGGAGUCUGAGUUCCGCAAAGGCAACAGGUACAUACGCUGCCAGAAGGAGUCUGGUCGAAGUUUUGAAAGAGACAAACUGAAGCGACAGGACAUGGAGGCCUGGCAUCUGUACAAGAUGGUGGACAGCUGUCGCCAGUUAACCGUCUCCCAGAACAACGGAGAUGAAGACACAGCCGGCAUGGUGACCGUUCUUACCGGCCAUCAGGUGGAAGAGCUUUGCACUCGGUCAGCAGCUAUGAAGUCGGCGAUGCAGGCGGCGAGCUCGGCGGGCAUGGAGCUGAAGAACAUCGUGGAGUUCUACCGACAGUGGAAGGAGAUCGGCUGAGAGGUCCAAGGGGGGGCAGCUGUCGAUGCUGCGAACAGCUGAAUCGAUCACAACACUCGCUCCCUCUCUCUCUCCCACUCUUUUGCUCUGUGUGUAUCUGCGUCUCCAAAAGGAAAAAAAAAAAACAACAAAAGAAAGAUGGAUCGAAGGAAAAGAGUUAAAGCUUAGAGAGCUGGAAAAGAAAAUUCCGCGGAGUAAAAAAAAAAUAAUAAUACGACAGAGACACGCGGGCGAAAUGGCGCGAUAAGAAUAAGAACAGCAGAUCUCCCACUUCAAAUCCUAAACAUAAAGAGUGACCCCUAGUGGCCGGGGUGAGGAAACAGUGGGGGAAUUCUACACAACUUUGAAGUGCCCCUGGUUCACACCCUAACCAGGAAUACACUGUAUAUGUUAGCAAACGAGUACAUACGUGUCGAGAGAGAAACCGCGCACACACAUCAACACACGCUCAGAUGAAUCAUAUAGAUAUUUAGAGCAGUGGUUUGGAUUUCUGUUCCCUCCUCCCCUUCCCUUCGGUCUGUAUUUGAGAAACAGGGUCAUGAAUGUGCGAGUCUGGCGGCGCUGCGUUUUGUAAAGUCGAGGGUGUAUGAAGUCAGCUUCGAGGUCGAGAACAUACACGCUCUGUCCACCUGACAUGAGGUUCCUAGCCGUCAAAAACAAACCAGGGGUCUCGUAGCUCAUGGGCCGGAGAGGUUGAGGAAGGCAGAUGUACACUUCUUCGGAAUCGGUUUCUUUCCUACGUGGCUUUUAAAAAAAACAUUUGGUUUUGUUUUUUUUUUUCUUUAUUUGCAGUGUACCUUUGUGACCAGUGAUGUAUGUAUUGUGCUGUCUCUGUAUGAGAAGAGAAAAGGAAUAAAAAAACACGACAGGCUCUGCCCUGUUACAGGUUUUAAUUUGGAUUUUAUUUUUGUACCCAAAUGAUGUUUAUUUUGCUUUUUGUAAGCUAAAUUUGAACGAUGUAUGCAAGAAUGUUUAAGGGAAAAAGGAGAGGGUCGUUUUUCGUCAGAUCGGUGCGAGGGAAUGUUCAAUUCUGAUUUAUUUAUCGCGGUGUCAUGUGAGAGGGAGGAGCCGAUGAGCUUCCCGUUGUAGCUCGUCAUCACGGAGACUCGGAAGAGAGAGGGCCGACUGACUUUCCCUGAGGAAUGCGGGUUGUGUUUGGACCCCUGUAAACUCCUAAAACGUGUCCCAUCUACAUCGACAUUUCCAUAGUGACUGUCCCAUCAUGCA
Messenger RNA from Paralichthys olivaceus (Japanese flounder), 2000 nucleotides. Lineage: Eukaryota; Metazoa; Chordata; Actinopteri; Pleuronectiformes; Paralichthyidae. The record is from RefSeq and is a predicted model, not a curated record.